CUUGAGUUGAGCAGCAGCUGGGCUGACGCGCAAAGAAUGGCUUCUCAUUAGAGGAGCCGCCCCUGGAAAUGACAGUUGCCCAGGGCGGAGACACAGGAAGACCACAACAAAUCGGAUUAAAUAAUUCCUCUUGAAAACUCACGGGUGUUUGCAAGCGCUGUAGGUCUUUGUCAGAAACAUUUUAAUCUCAAGCGAAGCUGGAAGUUGAAGAGCGAACGGGUGUCGAGGGCCCGCCCAGUUGUGCCGCAGGAAGUACAGGAUCGGACACCCCUGCAGAUCACCGACAAUCCCGUCAGCGCUGCCUUAACUCUGCAGAUUAACAGAUGGCACAGUGUGUGACUAAAGUUGAAUUGAGCAUUUCUUGUGAGAAUCUCUUGGAUAAAGAUGUUGGUUCCAAAUCUGAUCCAUUGUGUGUGUUCUUCAUAAGUACUGGUGAAAAUCAGUGGGCUGAGAUUGAUCGCACAGAACGAAUUAAGAAUUGUCUUUCCCCAAAGUUCUCUAAGAAGUUCCUGGUUGAUUACUACUUUGAGCAGAUUCAGAAAUUGAAGUUUGGAAUUUAUGAUAUUGAUAACAAAACAAUCGACUUGAAAGAUGAUGAUUUCUUGGGACAUUUUGAAUGCACCCUCGGACAGGUUGUCUCCAGCAAGAAACUGAUGAGACCACUCCUGCUGAAAAAUGGGAAACUUGCAGGGAAAGGGAUGAUCUCGAUUUUGGCAGAAGAAAUAAAAGAUAACAGAAUGGUAAAUUUACAGGUUCAAGCACAGAAUCUAGAUAACAAGGAUCUCUUUGGGAAAUCGGACCCUUAUUUGGAGAUCUACAAACAGACCCAGGAUGGAAAGUGGCAAAUAGCACAUAGAACAGAGGUCAUCAAAAACAACUUGAAUCCUAGUUGGAAGGCAUUCCGAGUUGCUUUGCAUUCCCUCUGUGAAGGUGAUCUACAGAGGCCAGUCAAGGUAGAAUGCUAUGACUAUGAUAAUGAUGGAUCCCAUGAUUUAAUAGGAGCAUUUGAGACCACCGUUGCAAAAUUUCAAGAAGCAUCACAGAGUGGAACUGCAUUUGAAUGCAUUAAUCCAAAGAAAAAGCAGAAAAAAAAGAAGUACAAAAAUUCAGGGACUGUGAUUAUUAAAUCAUGUGAGAUUGUGAAAGAAUAUUCUUUCCUGGACUAUGUUAUGGGUGGCUGCCAGAUGAACUUUACUGUUGGCAUCGAUUUCACAGGCUCCAAUGGUGAUCCUCGCUCACCUGAUUCUCUACAUUAUAUAAGUCCUGGUGGAUAUAAUGAAUAUCUGAUGGCAAUUUGGUCUGUUGGAAUGGUCGUUCAGGACUAUGACACGGACAAGAUGUUCCCAGUGUUAGGAUUUGGUGCACAGAUACCCCCUAACUGGCAGGUAUCACAUGAAUUUCCAAUUAACUUCAACCCUGCGAACCCUUACUGUGCAGGAGUACAAGGAAUUGUGGAUGCCUACCGCAACUGCCUUCCUCAAGUCAGACUAUACGGACCAACAAACUUUUCCCCCAUUAUAAACCAUGUAGCAAAAUUUGCAGCUGCAGCAGCACAACAGCCAACUGCAUCGCAAUAUUACAUCUUGCUGAUCAUUACAGACGGAGUGAUAACAGAUUUAGAUGAAACAAGACAUGCCAUUGUGAAUGCUUCUAAGCUGCCAAUAUCUAUUAUCAUUGUUGGUGUUGGUGGGGCAGAUUUUAGUGCCAUGGAGUUUCUGGAUGGUGAUAAUGGAGUUCUGAGAUCACCCACUGGAGAAGCAGCUAUCAGAGAUAUUGUCCAAUUUGUACCAUACAGGAAAUUCCAGAAUGCUGCCAAAGAAGCUCUAGCACAAAGUGUACUGGCUGAAGUGCCUCAACAAGUGACACGCUACUUUAACAUGCGCAAGCUCCAUCCUCAAAAUGAGCAAAAGGUGCUAAAUGAACAAAAGCUGGAAAGUGAGCUGAAACCAGAAGAUUUGCUGGAUUUCUAGCUGAUGGGGAAAGUCAAAAGUUAACAAGUUGUUUUUCUUCUGUAUAACAAAGAAUUAUUUUCCAUUUUGGAUAUUUUUCCGAAGUAAGUUGCUCUAUUAAUUUGGUCUGGUGAGGCAAGUCAUGGGUGUGUAUCUUUCUGUGCACAAGAUCAAUAAAGAGGGUUGAAUUAAGCAAUGUUGUUGCUGUUUGUGUUGUAUAGGAUUGUAUCGGCUAUUUGGCCUCUAUUAGCCUGAGCAUUUCUAAGUUAAAGAACAAGCACUCAAUUGGUAUUCCUACUUGUGAUGACAACACAAUGUGAAUUUGGAAGCAGUCCAGUUUGGCUGAUUAGGUCUUAAGAACUAAUACUUCGAAAAUAUUUAAAACUGAAAAAUGGCCAGUUGUAUGAGUUACUGAUGGGCUGUUAGUUUUGAUCAGCAAUAUAAGCAAGUUACUGGUACAGUCAUGUGAGUAACAUCGCUGAUUUACUGUACUGAUUAUGUCAGCCACUUUGUUUCCAGCAGGCUUACUUUCACCUUAGUGUAACUGUAGACAACAUUGAUAUAAUCUUUUCUUAAAGAAAGGCAUUAGAAGGAAAUUCAAAAAUAACUUUCCAUGCUGGUUUCACAUAAUAUCUGGGUUGCUCUAACAAUUUGAUCUAUAGUAUAAAUUACAUGAGUUGAUUACUGCCAUUUUGUGCUUGCACAUACAGUCAGCUGCUCCAGUGAGGAGUUGAUUCUUAAAACCUUGCACUCCAAUUACUUUUCAUUACACAGUAGAUUUCUGUUGAUUUGCUCAUCUGGGCAUGCCUGUAUGAUUCUCCAGUACUAAAUAUUCUGAAUUUAAAAACAAAUUCUUGAUGUUGUUAACUUGAUGAACUAUUUUGAACCAAUAUUUAGAUUGAAUUAAGCAACAAGAAUUUGUUUUUUCAACUUUGUAGAUUUACUUUUGUUCUAUAUUGUGUUCUUGCAUUGUUUUAAUUUUUGACUAACAUUCACUACAAAUAUUGGCAUGUAACAAUGAAAUGAAAAUGAUUUGUAUUGUGUGAUUUUAGCAUUGUGCAGUAUAUGGAAUGAAAAACAUUAAAUACUUUGCCAAAAUCGUCUAGGAUUAUUUCAGGAAAAGAAUUGUUCAUGAGAAUCUGUAAACGAUGCAUUUUGUUAUAGCUCUUUCUGCAAUAAAGAAAGCAUAAAAGGCUUGCCUUUUAAA
Messenger RNA from Pristis pectinata (smalltooth sawfish), 3156 nucleotides. RefSeq names its product copine-3-like. Bases 324 to 1970 code for a protein of 548 amino acids. Lineage: Eukaryota; Metazoa; Chordata; Chondrichthyes; Rhinopristiformes; Pristidae. Gene Ontology annotation, cellular component: plasma membrane. The record is from RefSeq and is a predicted model, not a curated record. The transcript has 16 exons. Gene Ontology annotation, molecular function: calcium-dependent phospholipid binding; receptor tyrosine kinase binding. Gene Ontology annotation, biological process: ERBB2 signaling pathway; cellular response to calcium ion.